AUGUUAUUGAAUAUAAAACAUAUCCUGUGGUUAUUCUGCGUGUGUCACACAACAAUUCUCGGUAAUCUCGUGGUUAUGAGGCCUGUGAGUGGCUCGCUCUCAGGCCGGGUCUCCCUGCCAUGCCACUUCUCCACCGCACCUACCGGUGCGCCCGCCAUCACCGACAGCAAAGCCAGCCCUGCCGCCGGCGACAAGGACUACCUGCGCAUCAAGUGGACCAAGGUGCAGGGCAACAGCGAGACGGUCGUUCUAGUGGCCCAGAACGGCGUCAUCAAGAUCGGCCGGGGCUACCGGGGUCGUGUGUCGGUGCAGAGCCACCCCGAGGAUGUGGGCGAUGCCUCGUUGGUCGUUUCCAAGCUGCGUGCCAGUGAUGCCGGAACGUACCGCUGUGAGGUCAUGUACGGCAUUGAGGACACCCAGGACAUGGUCUCUUUGAAUGUCGAUGGUGUUGUGUUCCAUUAUCGAGCAAAAAUGAGCAGGUACACCCUCACUUAUGACAAGGCAGUUCAAGCCUGCACGGACAUAGGGGCUUCCAUCGCCACGCCUGACCAACUGAAAUCAGCAUUUGAGGAUGGGUUUGACCACUGUGAUGCUGGUUGGAUCGCCGAUCAAACAGUAAGAUACCCUAUCAUCCAACCAAGGGCCGGCUGCUAUGGAAAUCUCAAAUCCAAACCCGGCGUUAGGUCAUAUGGUUUGAGAAAGCCAACUGAGACCUAUGAUGUGUACUGCUUUGUGGACAAACUAGAUGGUGACGUCUUCUACGCACCCACCACCACCAAAAUGACCUUCGAAGAGGCCCAGGAGGAGUGCAAGAAGCGAGACGCUGUCCUGGCCUCUCCAGGGCACCUGCAUGCUGCGUGGAGGAGGGGGCUGGACAGGUGUGACUAUGGAUGGCUGUCCGACGGGAGUGCUCGCCAUCCGGUGGCCAGGCCCAGGGUACAGUGCGGCGGCGGCCUGCUUGGUGUCCGCACCAUGUACCGCUUCCUCAACCAGACAGGCUUCCCAAAGCCCACUCUGAAGCUUGGAGCGUACUGCUUCAAAGGCGUUCAUUCAUGUGUUGAGAAUCCCUGCUUAAACGGAGGCUCCUGUUGGAGAGUAGGCAGUGUCAACACUUGCACCUGUACUGCUGGUUAUGGAGGAGACCACUGUGAAAUAGAUAUCGAUGAGUGUCAUUCAAAUCCUUGUCGCAAUGGAGGCACAUGUGUGGAUGGACUGAAUGCAUUCUCCUGCGUGUGUCUUCCCAGUUAUGCAGGAACACUUUGUGAAGAAGACACAGAGACGUGUAGCUAUGGCUGGCACAAGUUCCAGGGCCACUGCUACAAGUACUUUCCCCACCGUCGCAACUGGGACACGGCAGAGCGGGAGUGCCGUGUGCAGGGGGCCCACCUGGCCAGCAUCAUCACCCAUGAGGAGCAGCAGUUUGUCAACCGCCUUGGACAGGACUACCAGUGGAUCGGACUCAACGAUAAGAUGUUCGAGAAUGACUUCCGCUGGACAGAUGGCACGUCUGUUCAAUAUGAGAACUGGAGACCCAACCAGCCGGACAGUUUCUUCUCCUCCGGUGAGGAUUGCGUGGUCAUGAUAUGGCAUGAGGACGGACAGUGGAACGACGUUCCCUGCAACUACCAUCUCACUUUCACCUGCAAAAAGGGAACAGUGUCCUGUAACCAGCCUCCAUUCGUACUGAAUGCACACACCUUCGGGCGUACGCGGCCACACUACGAGAUCAACACCCUGGUGAGGUACCAAUGCAACAACGGCUUCAUCCAGAGGCACGUGCCCACCAUCCGGUGCCGAGGGGAUGGAAUGUGGGACCAGCCAAAAAUCUCCUGCAUGACUCCAUCACACUACCAAAGGACAUACCACAGGAGAUAUAAUACCUUCAGCAUAUACAACAACCAUCGAAAGAGGUCUGCCGAAUCGGCUCGACAGCGCCGCCAUGGUGGCAGCAAAAGGAACAGGACUAGGAAAUAACAGAGGCCUCCAAUUACCCUUACUCCAUUCACAACACAUGAUGGAUGCUCAUGUGGAUGACAAAAAAAUAAUAUAGACAAGAAUGAAAAGAAAAUGACAGGCAAUUCAUUUUUCAACCGAGGAUGAAUUCAUAGGCCUUUUGCAGUAUUUUUGAACAAAGAGAUACUAUUUUUCUAAAAGCAACAAGGACUUUUCAAGUACCUGUUUUCCUGUAUUAUACAUACUGAGAGAAAGACUGACCUCAAAUUCACAGCUUUUGUAUUUUCUAGUGCAGUUAUCAUUUAAUAUGCCCAAAUGGGGUAAAAUGACAAGUGUUUGACAAGUCUGCCACCUUGCUAGUAAAGUCACUACUAUGCAAAUAUAAGGUUCCAGUGCUUUAAAACAAGUUUAAGGAUUUGUUUAACUGCUUCGAAUUCAGUGAAAUAUUCAAAGUUCACUAAGAGGGGAAAAAAAGGACAAAUACUGCCUGUUGCGUUGCAUCAGCAAAGAGACUGUUGCUUCACUUCUGCAUAUGGCGGAAUACAGCACAUCAAACACACGCCGUGCCUUGUGGGAUUCACUGAACCCCUGUGAAGAGCUGUGAUUAAGUCUUCAACAGCUUCUCCCAAGGCCUUCACCAUAACUCACACAGAAGCCAGAGAAAGACUCUACUAUGCAGUACUGAAAACUGACAGAAGAUGGCUCAGUCUAAGCAAUGUUUUUUGCUUUUAAUGGAACAUGCAAGAAAUAUGAACUAAUGCAGCAAUAUGUUAGAAACAAUAGGCUUUGCCAGAACUGUUUGUUCCACUGAAGUGCCUUUACAAUAGAUGUUACCCAAAGAGGUACAGUAAACGCAAUGGAGCUCUGAUGCAUGCUUAGCAUUUUCUCAGAUACAUACUGUACAUGUAAUUCACACUUUUUCUCCUUUUGUUUUUAUUUUGUUUUUAAUCUGAUCAUUACCGGUUAACAGACUCACAUUCACAUUGUACUGGAUAAUUUAUUUCCUGUCAGCAGAAUCAAGUCUAAAUGUUUGAUAAGGACAACGUAUGGUCACUUAAAAGAGAAUGUACUUUGUGGGACACCCAAAAAGAAGAAAGACUUGAAUAGAUGCAUGUUAAAAAGAGAGAUGAAAGUAAUUUAUUUUCCACACUGCUCUUUAUCUUUUUGUUGUCUUUUAUUUUACCUGAAGAUGCUGUCUCCUGGCUUUUCUUUUCCUUGCAAUAACAAAAAUCUAAAUAUUGAUGCAAUGUUUGGUUUGGGGCACAGACUUUGCAUCAGUGAGAAUGAUGUAGUCAGUUCUGAAAGAAAAAACAAGAUAAACACUACUCUUGGGGUGGGGUGGUUCAAUGGAUCAAAUGAACAAGGAAGAUAUACAACUUGGCAUCACAGACAUUUUGAAUUUUGUGUUGCUCAGUGUAAGGAUGGUCAGCCAUUUUCCCCCAAAACAGAUUUGGAUUUAUUUGUGGAAGAGUGAGGAAGAGGAAGAGUGAUUGUUUUAUGUGUUUGUCUUGGAUUGUCAUAUGUGUUUUUAUUUCUAAAAUGCAAAUAACAUCAUUUCAUAUUUAUAGAAUAACAUGUUUAUUAUGCAAUGUGAAUGUUUUGGGGAGUCAUUUGAGAAAAGGUGGAAGGAAAAAAAAAAUGUUUUUGUACAUGCAAUUUGUCACCAAAGAAACAAAGUUUAUUACAUUAUAUUCUGCCUCCUUGUCUCAAUUAUUAUGUGCUGUAUUUUGAGACUCAAGUAACUCAGAUUUUGUUUUAUAUUGUGAGUCAGUUUUAUUUUGGAGUCAUGCACUGAUAAACAAUUUAACAUUA
Molecule: messenger RNA, 3765 nt
Organism: Alosa alosa (allis shad)
Lineage: Eukaryota; Metazoa; Chordata; Actinopteri; Clupeiformes; Clupeidae
Gene: vcana
Product: versican a
Exons: 12
Coding region: 1-1974 (657 amino acids)
Biological process (GO): cell adhesion
Molecular function (GO): calcium ion binding; hyaluronic acid binding
Source: RefSeq, a predicted model, not a curated record